Molecule: messenger RNA, 819 nt
Organism: Yarrowia lipolytica CLIB122
Lineage: Eukaryota; Fungi; Ascomycota; Dipodascomycetes; Dipodascales
Source: RefSeq, a predicted model, not a curated record
AUGCACUUUAUUGACCUACUCCUACACAUCGGUCUCUGUGCACACAUGACGCGACUUAUCACCAAACAGCUGCUGGAGCUGGAGGACCAAAAACACAAAUGCCGCCAGGCCAUGGUGAUAAUGGAGCAGCUGUUGCAUGACUACCAGCUGGAGCUCAACUCUCUCCACGUGAGAUCUACGGCUCUGAGAGCCAGCCUGUCCAGCACAAGAGAGAAACAUCACUACUUGGCCCUCCAGACUGCUACCCGCGAGAUGGCACCUCCCUACGAACAAGAGCAGCUGUCAAUUGAGUUCGCAGACAAGACAGCAUAUGAUAUGUCACUCCCACAUGACAAUACAGCUUGUGAUGGAACCCCUGCCGAGGUUGUGUCCCCCGCCCGCUCCGUCGAAAGUCUGGACACAAACAGCACCUCCCCUCCCGUCAACCCGCCAGGAACACACGUGCUGGUGUGUGGCAGAAGCGCAGCCAAACUCCGGCUCUACGGCAUUGGAAAGAGAGAUACAAAGAUUGGUCCGAUACCCAUCAGGAGUGGUAACGGCGUCUCCUACCGCCUGGGGUUUCCGCCUGGUAUGUUCCUUGACGUGGACUACUUUCCAGCUGGGGACCUGGAGGUGACCGACCAGAAGCUCACCGUGAUAUCCGGCUGUCCUCCUCUUGAAGGUCGAGUGCUCGACGAGAUUGAUCGUAUCGACGCUGCCUUUCUGGUUCACGGAGGAGUCUACCUGUUGUUCAAAAACUGCAGCUGGGGCACCACCUACACCAAGGAAGUCCUCGACUUUCUCCCCUCGGGGAUGGAGGUUGUUGAUUUGAGAAAUUGA